GCUGCGCCAUUAAAAGCCCAUGUUUGCGCCCAAAUGGACCGAGCCGCUGGUCUCCAGGAAGCCGCUGGGCGCGUGCACGCAGGAAGCGCGUGCAGAGGGGCACUUCCUGCACGCUCCGCACAGCGGGGGGGCUGCUGCUGCUGCUCGAGCGCGCGCGUGAGUUGGUGAGCGGUCAGCUGACGAGGCGCCGAGUCAGCGCGCGUCGGGUCCCGUGGCUCUGCGCGCUGAGCGGAAGCGUGAGAGCCUGAGGUCCGCGUAUCCGGUUCUACCGGAGUCCUGCGAGCUGCAGACGGCGUUCGAGCGUCCUGGCUGGCUGUCCGUUACGGGGACACGACAUGCUGUCCUUUGAAGGAGCGAAGCGGAGCCUGGAGAGCGCAGGGCAGGCUCACGUCCUGCAGUUUUGGCCCGAGCUGGGUGAGGGGGAGAGACGCGCUUUCCUCCAGGAGUUGUCCCAGCUGGACCUGAAGGGCCUGCGGGAUCACUGCGAAGGAGCCGCGAGAGCCGCCGCCUUCCCGCCCUGCAGCCUGGAUGAGCACGUGGAGCCCGUUCCCGCCGAGUCCAUCGGCAGCGCGAGGACCGGCGACGAAGACUCGCUGGCAGCUUGGGGGAAUGAAGGCCUUCUGCAGAUCUCAGAGAAUCGAGUUGGAGUCCUGCUCUUGGCUGGUGGUCAGGGGACCCGUCUUGGUGUUCAGUAUCCAAAAGGGAUGUAUGACGUUGGACUACCAAGCGGCAAAACCUUGUAUCAAAUGCAGGCAGAGCGCAUUCACAAAAUCCAGCAGCUGGCUGACAGAAAGUUUGAGUCUGCAUGCACCGUUCCAUGGUACAUAAUGACCAGUGAGUUCACUCUGGCUCCCACUGAGAAGUUCUUCAAGGAGAACAACUACUUUGGUCUGCAGCCAUCAGACAUUGUGAUGUUUGAGCAAAGGAUGAUCCCAGCAGUGACCUUUGACGGAAAGGUCAUCCUUCAAGGGAAAGGGAAGAUAGCCAUGGCCCCAGAUGGUAAUGGUGGUCUGUACCAGGCACUGGUGGACAACAAGGUGCUGGAGGACAUGAAGAAGAGGGGAGUGGAGUACCUACAUGUGUACUGUGUGGACAACAUCCUGGUGAAAAUGGCCGACCCUGUGUUUAUUGGGUUCUGUGUGAGCAAAGGGGCUGACUGCGGAGCCAAGGUGGUGGCUAAGGUGCACCCUGCUGAGCCAGUGGGCGUGGUCUGCCGUGUGCAAGGCGUGUCCCAGGUAGUGGAGUACAGCGAGAUCCAACCGGAGACAGCGGCGCUCCGAGGACCUGGAGGGGAGCUGGUGUACAGUGCUGGAAACAUCUGCAACCACUUUUUUACAAGGAGCUUUCUGCAGGAUGUAGCAGAGGUGUAUAAAGGGCAACUGAAACAACAUGUUGCCUUUAAGAAAGUGCCCUUUGUUGACACAUGUGGCAAUCCAGUCAAACCAAGCAAACCCAACGGCAUUAAGAUGGAGAAAUUUGUUUUUGAUGUCUUUCCAUUCUCAAGGAACUUUGUGGCCUUCGAGGUUGUACGUGAGGACGAGUUUUCCCCGCUGAAAAAUGCGGACGGAGCGGCAGUCGAUAGCCCAACCACGGCCAGAAACUCUUUGCUGGCUCAACACUGCCGCUGGGCAACAGCCGCAAAAGCCACGCUGUUGGAUGAACGAGGGAAUCGCCUUCCCCCUUCAGACAGUGUGUCAGCGGGGGACAACCCCCCAGCACAGUGUGAGAUUUCCCCACUGGUCUCCUACUUCGGUGAGGGGCUGGAGCAGCUGCUCAAAGGGAGGACGCUGACAACUCCUCUCAUCCUCGAUGAAGAACUGUCCAAAUGCCUGCAGGCUCAGCGACACUGCUCUGAUGAAUAGACCGGAGCAGAUGUCAAGCUCUGCAGCCAGUCUGGAUGGAGGUGUUUAGAAGUAUCGGCCCAAGAAAUCACAGUUUUUAUACAUCUUUGAACUGUAUGUGAAGAUAAUAAAUAAUUCUGUCAAAGAGAAUGAGCUAGAAAUCUUUUGAUGUGAUGUUUUGGGAAUUCAUUUUAAGUUGUUUGCUUCUACUUUUACACGUUUACUUUUCUUGGGUAUAUUACAUGAGCGUUUUGUGUCACUGGAUAUUAUCGUGGUCUGCAUGACUCGUCACUGUAACCGAUGAAGGCCUCUCUUUUGUAGUCCUUCUUCAGAGAAAUGCUAGUUUCACCGCUGCAGGCUGACGUCACUAACAAGCGUCUCCCGUCGCAUCCGAGCUACGUAGCUUAGUGAAAUUGAGGUCUGGCUGGAUGUGAAUAGUCCCAAAAAUGACCUCAUGAAGUCUAUUCAUUGACCUCAGUGAAAAACCUCACAGGGUCAAAGAAAGAUGGUCAGGAGAAUUCACGAGGAGUUAGGAAAAGACUACAAUGUAUUGAAUAUUUCUCUGUAAUGUAGCCUCCAUAAACACUUUAUUGAGA
Messenger RNA from Gasterosteus aculeatus aculeatus (three-spined stickleback), 2437 nucleotides. RefSeq names its product UDP-N-acetylglucosamine pyrophosphorylase 1 like 1 (gene uap1l1). Gene Ontology annotation, biological process: UDP-N-acetylglucosamine biosynthetic process. Lineage: Eukaryota; Metazoa; Chordata; Actinopteri; Perciformes; Gasterosteidae. The record is from RefSeq and is a predicted model, not a curated record. Gene Ontology annotation, molecular function: UDP-N-acetylglucosamine diphosphorylase activity.